UCCACCUUUCUUCAUGCGCAUUUUUUAUUUGUUUCCUUCUUUCCAAUUCUAUUCUGGAACACAGUUUCUGGUCCUGGAUCUUCAAUUUCACUAUUGGGAUUUCAAAUAUGAUACUAGUUGAAGAUAUCUAGUCCAUCAAAUGGGGUUUGAUUUGGUUCGUCCUUCUAAAGUUUUCCCCCUUCGGUCCGUACUUUGAAAAAAAACUCUUCUGUAAAGUGAAUCAUCCUGGGAAGCGGUAUUAUGCAUGUUAUUAAGUGAUUGCUUUUGGAUUGUGGUAGCCGUGCACAUUCUUGCGUUCUAGCUCCUGCAACUUUAAUUCAGCUGUGUGUACACUGUAGUAAUGGAAUCUUGGAGUUAUCUCUCAGAAGAGAAAGGCUGUUUGAUUUAUGAUGACAUGGAUUUUUCGCUCCAAGCUUUUAUGAGAGGGAAAAAAGGCAAGAAUCCUUGUAACUUGGAGAGGGAUGAAUUUGGCUCUUGUAUUGGGGAAGCUAAAAACAUGGAAGUUUUUGACCUGGGAUUUCAUGACUCGUUUCAAAAUGAGCUAGAUAGAAAUCAUAGUAAAAGAGUGAAUACCUCUGCCAUGGAAUCAUCGUUCAUGGAACAAGAAUCUCAGCCAAUGUUUUUAGGUUCUCGAGCUGAAUCUAAAAGUCCCAAUUCAUCACUGGUUGAUUUGAAGCUGGGGAGAAUAGCAGAUUGUAAAGAUGCAAGUAGUGAUAAAAUUGCAAGCAGAGCUCGGUCUUCCGGCUCGUCAACUCAGACGCCUUUUUGUAUAGUUUAUGGUUGUAACAUGGAUCUUAGCUCCUCAAAAGAGUACCACAAAAGGCAUAAAGUUUGUGAGGCUCACUCCAAGACAGCCAAAGUUAUUGUUAAUGGAAUUGAGCAGAGGUUUUGUCAGCAGUGUAGCAGGUUCCAUUUGCUAGCUGAGUUUGAUGAGGGCAAGCGCAGUUGUCGUAGACGUCUAGCUGGACACAAUCAACGCAGAAGGAAGCCUCAGUUCGAUUACUUAUCUGGCAAACCCUACAAGAUGCUCCAGUUACAUCAAGGGUCCAAAUAUCAUCUGGAGGCUUCAUUCCAGAAGAGACCCCAGUUUGCCUCACAAGACAUGAUCAGUAGAGGCAUUUUGCAUGAACAACAACAUAUCACAUCUAGUCAGGAGGAGUUGUCUACGGCCUCAAACGCGAGCUGUGCUCUCUCUCUUCUGUCAGUUCAAUCACAGAACCUGUCAUGCCGCCGCCCGGCAGCAAGGCCGGGAGCUACUAGUUCCCAUGCUAGUCAUGCAAACCACAGUGAUGAACAAGUUUCCAAAAUACAUCUGGGCAUUACCUCUCUGACUAGUUAUGUACAAAAUGAGUCGUCAUCACAUGGAUUGAGGUCCAUGGAAGCUGUCAAGAAUGGGUCCAUAUUGAAUCAUGCCAAACACUAUCUUCCACCUGAGGAUGGAGCCACUGUUGAUCUACUCCAAUUGUCUUCACAUCUUCAAAGAGUGGAGCAUCAGAGGAAUUCAUUUUUCAGUGAGGCUUUGAAAGGGUUCAUGGAGAUGUAAGCCUCUGUGUGUGUUUGUGGUUAUUAGUUAUAUAUAGAUACCUGUUUCAUUGGUUUAUGGUGAUCAAUGAUGAUGGGUAGGAAGUUAGGGAAGCUUGAAACUUCAUAGUGGUGAGGCCAUUUUUGUUUGAGAUGGACAAACUAGUGUAAUUUCUUUG
This is a messenger RNA of Prosopis cineraria, 1700 nucleotides long. RefSeq names its product squamosa promoter-binding-like protein 6. Gene Ontology annotation, cellular component: nucleus. The record is from RefSeq and is a predicted model, not a curated record. The transcript has 4 exons. Lineage: Eukaryota; Viridiplantae; Streptophyta; Magnoliopsida; Fabales; Fabaceae. Gene Ontology annotation, molecular function: DNA binding. The coding region runs from base 341 to 1543 and encodes 400 amino acids.